This is a messenger RNA of Limulus polyphemus (Atlantic horseshoe crab), 270 nucleotides long. Its product is annotated as U11/U12 small nuclear ribonucleoprotein 48 kDa protein-like. Lineage: Eukaryota; Metazoa; Arthropoda; Merostomata; Xiphosura; Limulidae. The transcript has 2 exons. The annotation marks the transcript as partial. The record is from RefSeq and is a predicted model, not a curated record.
UUUGUAAAUAUGGCAGGACUCAAUGAGAGAAAAAAAGUUGAGAGAGAAUUGCAACUAAAGAAAUUGAACAAAUUCAUUGAAGAUUCCAGAAAUGAAUUUAAAUCAAUACUUUCUGUACUUGGAUGGACCUCAGAAUCUCUUGAAGUAGUGCAGAAAGAGAAGAUUGUGGCCUGUCCACUGGAUAGUGGACAUCGUUUACCUGCAUCAUCUCUUAGUAGGCAUACAGAGUUCUGCAAGUGGUUUAAAGCAGGAUAUACAAGAGAAGAAAUG